AUGGAUAAAAAAUCACCCAUUACUAGCAAACAUGAAAUACCCGGCACACCUAGGGAAUACAAUGGCAAGGACGACCCAGAUGAUUUCUUACAAAAAUUUGAAGGGACAGCAGAAAUGCAAAAUUGGGUCGAACCAGUGGCGUGUAAAGCAUUCAGAAUGGGGUUAACAAGUGACGCAAGAGAAUGGCUGGGUAGUCUGACAGAAGGAUCGAUAAAUAGCUUUGAUAAACUCAAAACAAAGUUUUUAUCGCACUUCUGUCAACAGAAAAAACACAAGAAAACACAUGUAGCAGCCCACAACAUCAAACAAAGAGAACAUGAAACCUCCAGGGACUUCAUAGAAAGAUUCACCGUGGAAUCACAAGAAAUCACAGGUCUAGUAGAUUCGCAAAGGGUCUCUGGGCUAAUACACGGUUGCCGGAAUAGAGAAUUGGUCGAAUGUUUAAAUACAGAUUCAGCAGAGACAUUUGAUGAAGCAAAGAAGAAAGCCCGCAAAUUCCUGGACACAAAAGAAAUCGGAGCAAGUAAUUUGGAUGACACAAGGUACAAAAAAGGGAAAUGGCAAUCAAAUAAAGACCAGCAACGCUAUAGCCUAUAUAACAGAGAAGAAAAGAGAAGAGAUUAUAACAUAUCACUGCCAGAAAUGACAAAAACCCCAAAGGAAAUAUUACUCAAAGAGGCAGUAGGAAAAACAUUCCCCACCCCAUCAAGGUUAAGUGAAAGAGGAAGACGGGAUAAAGAUAAAUAUUGUGAUUUCCACAAUGACACAGGACACGACACCAAUUCGUGUAUGCAAUUGAAGAAAGCCAUUGAUGAAGUCAUUAAAACAGGAAAAUUGGCACAUCUGGUAAAAGGAAUCCGACAACAGGGAAAACCAAAAGCAGAUGAGUCUGGGGAGCAGAAACACAACAAUACCCAGACAACAAUCUACACAAUCAGACGAGAAAGAUAA
Molecule: messenger RNA, 951 nt
Organism: Erigeron canadensis
Lineage: Eukaryota; Viridiplantae; Streptophyta; Magnoliopsida; Asterales; Asteraceae
Exons: 1
Coding region: 1-951 (316 amino acids)
Source: RefSeq, a predicted model, not a curated record